Caenorhabditis elegans is the source of this 1017-nucleotide messenger RNA. It is a transcript of the gene K09H11.6, whose product is annotated as MARVEL domain-containing protein. The transcript has 4 exons. Lineage: Eukaryota; Metazoa; Nematoda; Chromadorea; Rhabditida; Rhabditidae. The record is from RefSeq and is marked reviewed. Bases 225 to 725 code for a protein of 166 amino acids.
UUUCAGCUCUUCCCCCCUGAGGAAUAAAAAGCGUGUGAAUAAGCUUUCGCCCUUUUUACAUAAUCCGCCCAAAGAUCUACUUAAACAUUUUCAACUUGAGUAUGCGUUCCUUUCCGUUCAUUUACACAAAUUUAUUCAUUUUUUCUUAAACAUAAUAAUUCACAUAAUUAAUCUGUUUCAGAAUAAAAAUUUCUUCCGACUCUCUCCUUCCCUCCAAACCAAAAAUGACUAUCCUCUUCUCGAAAAUGACCGGAAACUCACCGCAAAACAAUGGAACAGCCCUCGGAGUUCGAAUUAUUGGAGCAUCUUUCCUCUGCCUAUCAAUAAUUUCAAGUGUAAUUGCAUGUGCUUUGUGGAACACGGAAAAUCAUUCCCUUGCCAAUAAUAUCAUCUAUUAUGUUGGACUAUCUGCAACUCAAAUGCUCAACAUUCUAAUUGUAUACCUGAUGAAUAGAGGAAUCACUUUGCAAAAAGCUCACUAUUUACAGCCAUUCAUCAUUUGCGCACUUCUUCACCUCAUAAUAUGCAUCCUCCUUUCUGCAAUCUUCUUCCUUUACGUCGUCACCCGCGCCACGUUCUACUCAGUCUGGUCGGAUCUCGGCUUCUUCUUCGUUUUUGUCAUCUUGACUGGCUUCUGGAUCAUUGCUAUCUCGUUGGCACGCGAGUACCGAGACUACAUCAUCUACGAUGAUUUCCUUCAUGAGACAUUGCCAAGCUUUGUAUGAUUUUCUCUAACAACUUGUCCGUCUCCAAAUCGUCCAAGUCAACGGGUUAAACUACAUCAUGGCAACAUUUUGUUAUUUCGCUUUCAAUCAGUUUUCAGGAGCUUUUUUAUUUUUUAAAUGUUUGUUUUAGUUUUUUGUGUUCCCGGUUAAUCCAAAUUUCUGUUUCCUGGAUUUUGUGAUUUUAUGAUUUCAACACGUUCUAUGUGUUCAUCGGGUCUUCUUAUAUGUUCUCUUUAUGAUUGUAUGCUUGUAAAUAAUAAGAAUUGAAAUAUAUAAAUCUAUUAUUUUUAUU